Messenger RNA from Manihot esculenta (cassava), 501 nucleotides. RefSeq lists its product as uncharacterized. The record is from RefSeq and is a predicted model, not a curated record. Lineage: Eukaryota; Viridiplantae; Streptophyta; Magnoliopsida; Malpighiales; Euphorbiaceae. The coding region runs from base 21 to 470 and encodes 149 amino acids. The transcript has a single exon.
AAUAUCUUUUGAAGUCGAUAAUGGAAAAGCCAACCAUCCUACACUCAUCAUCUUCCCCAGUACUCCCACCUCAUCCAUUUCCUGCCAAAAUGCUGCAUUUCCACCUGAAGCUUAGCUGGAAACCAUCCCACAAGAUUUCCGCAUCAAGAAGAGACGGAUUUGAUUAUGAGGGAAAAUCGGUGGAUGAAAACAUGGUCGUUCUUAGAAAACGUAUUCAGGAGAUGAAGAUGACAGAGGAAAAUUAUGAGUACCCUACUGAGUGGAUGGAAUGGGAGAAACAAUAUUAUCCAGAAUACAAUUCUCAUGUAUGUGAAGCAGUGGGAUUUUUGCAAUCUGCAUUGAUGAACACAAGGCCAAGCCUGGCCUUGGGGUUGCUUGCUCUUUUCAUGUUGUGUGUGCCUACCUCUGUUUUGAUAAUUAUGCUGCACUUGUGGGGUUGCUUAGCUGCUCAUAUCCCCAGUCUUUUGUGACCAUUUUUUGCUCUGUGCAUAUUGAUUUCUG